Messenger RNA from Condylostylus longicornis, 1514 nucleotides. Its product is annotated as zinc finger protein rotund-like. The coding region runs from base 18 to 1370 and encodes 450 amino acids. Gene Ontology annotation, cellular component: nucleus. Lineage: Eukaryota; Metazoa; Arthropoda; Insecta; Diptera; Dolichopodidae. The transcript has a single exon. The record is from RefSeq and is a predicted model, not a curated record.
UUACCCCAAAAUCUGAAAUGGGUAGUGGUCAUCAAGGUAGUGGUGGAGGUGGUAGUGGUCAUCAUCAUCAUCGAAAUAAUAAUCAUGGUGAAUCAAAACCAUAUAAAUGUACACAAUGUACAAAAUCAUUUGCUAAUUCCAGUUAUUUAUCACAACAUACUCGUAUACAUUUGGGAAUAAAACCAUAUCGUUGUGAAAUAUGUCAAAGAAAAUUUACCCAAUUAUCUCAUUUACAACAACAUAUCCGAACACAUACUGGUGACAAACCAUAUAAAUGUAGACAUCCAGGCUGUCAAAAAGCCUUUUCACAAUUAUCAAAUUUACAAUCACAUUCUCGUUGUCAUGCUAGUGAUAAGCCAUAUAAAUGUAAUUCAUGUUAUAAAUGUUUUGAAAGUGAAACAGCUCUCUUAGAUCAUAUACCAAAACAUAAAGAUUCAAAACAUUUAAAAACGCAUAUAUGCAGUUUUUGUGGUAAAAGCUAUACACAAGAAACAUAUUUACAGAAACAUGUUCAGAAGCAUAUUGAAAAAGCUGAAAAACAAUCACGUAAUUCCAAUAAUAAUAAUAUCACAAAUGCUGGCGGUAGUUCAAAUAUUGUUAACGGUAAUACUGGUACAAUAAAUAUAAAUAAUAAUGCAGCGCUGGCCGCUGCUGGUUUAGGUUAUUGGCCAAAAGUAAGUACUGAUAGUGCUGCAGCGGCAACAUUAGCAGAAGCAAUGCAACAACAACAUCAAAAUGGUUAUGAUUUUGCAUUAGUAGCAGCACAACAACAACAACAACAGCAACAGCAACAACAACAACAAAAUGAAUUACAGGCUCAUCAUCGUAGUUUAUUAGAACAACAAAGAAGUAGUAGUGGUCCAAAUACAAAUGGUAAUUCUAAUUCAAAUGAAGAAGGUGAAGAUUUAAGACAAAAUUCAAGUACAAAUGGUGGUGUACAACAACAUUUAGGUCAACAACAAAAUUCACCACAAACAGUUGUAGUAAGUUCGGCUGCUGCAGCAGCAGCUAUUGCAGCUGCAGCACAAGCUCAAGUAAAUGGAAUUGUUGCUGGUAAUUAUGAUGCUAGUAGUAUUACAAAAACUACAACAAAUUCAGCAUUUACACCAAUUAAUACAAUACCAUCACAUAUAAAUGGUUUAGGACAUCAUCCAAUGACACAACGUCCAUAUUUAUAUGAUGCAUUACAAUUUCAAACAAAAAAUGCUGUAAAUCAGAACGCUGCAAAUGCAUUCCCAAAUCAAUUAAUAUCAUUACAUCAAAUUAGAAAUUAUGCUCAUCAACCUGGUGCAACAACAGCUGGUUUAAUGGCUGGGGAACAUUUAUUAGGUAUUAAUGUUGGUGGACCUGGUAAAGAUAAAGGACAAUAGAAUAGGAUGACAUUAACACAAAAACAUGAUAAAAGAAAAUUUUAUUAAUUUUAUUUAAAAUGCACGUAUAUACACACAAAAACAAAAAUAUAAAAAUGAAAAUGCACACUAAUUAAUUGAGACACAUUAAUAUUAAUAUACAAA